Messenger RNA from Cyprinus carpio (common carp), 1744 nucleotides. Its product is annotated as BTB/POZ domain-containing protein KCTD6-like. NCBI's taxonomy places the organism in Eukaryota, Metazoa, Chordata, Actinopteri, Cypriniformes, Cyprinidae. The transcript has a single exon. Bases 407 to 1093 code for a protein of 228 amino acids. Gene Ontology annotation, biological process: protein homooligomerization. Gene Ontology annotation, molecular function: protein binding. The record is from RefSeq and is a predicted model, not a curated record.
GUUAUAUCAGUUCAUUCUUUGAUUUAGUUUGAAGUAUAUCGGGGCCUUUAGGCUGAUAGUCUGAAUAAGGCUUUAGUUAACAUACUAGAGUUUCCAUAAUAAAUGUUCUUAACGGUUGUGAAAGCAGCUAAUUUUGUUUUCAAGGUUGGACCCCAACAAAUCUUCCUUGGUCAAACAGUUCACUAGAAAAACCAAGCCAGCUGAAGUUCUUCUGCUGGGAAACAACAUAAGUUUGAAGGCUCAGGAACUAAAAAAAAGCACCAAAUCAAUGGAUUUGCAUGGCAAUUCAUAAAGUGGUCUUUUCAGCAAAAAUUGGUUGAUUGUUUGUAGUAUUAGUACAAGCAUCAUCUUGACAUUCUCAGCAGGAACAAAAUGCAUGUUAUGUUUAUGUUCUUCUUUGUUGUAGAUGAUGGAUACUGUUACCCUAAACGUUGGUGGCCAUUUGUACACCACGUCGCUCUCCACCCUCCAGCGUUAUCCAGACUCUAUGUUGGGCGCCAUGUUUCGUGGUGAUUUUCCCACCGCACGAGAUGCCCAGGGCAACUAUUUCAUAGAUCGAGACGGUCCUCUAUUCCGCUACAUCUUAAACUUUUUACGAACCUCGAAACUGACGCUACCAUGUGACUUCAAAGAAACAGAGCUCCUUCGAAAGGAAGCAGACUUCUAUCAGAUCGAGCCUUUGAUCCAGUGUUUAGGAGACACCAAACCCCUUUAUCCAUUGGACACUUUUGAGCAAGUGGUAGAACUUUCAAGUACUCGUAAGCUGUCCAAGUACUCAAACCCAGUGGCGGUCAUUAUCACCCAACUCACUAUCACCACCAAAGUUCACGCACUACUUGAAGGCAUCUCCAACAACUUCACCAGAUGGAAUAAACACAUGAUGGACACCAGAGACUUUCAAGUUUCUUUUACCUUUGGACCAUGUGAUUACCACCAAGAGGUUUCCCUUCGGGUGCAUCUGGUGGAGUACAUCUCCAAGCAAGGCUUCACGAUUCGCAACACACGGGUGCAUCACAUGAGUGAACGCGCCAAUGAGAACACGGUAGAACAUCACUGGACAUUUUGUAGAGUUGCGCAAAAGGUUGAGGACUGAUUGAUGCUGCAUUUAUGUCUGAAUAUUAAAAAUAUUUAUUGGUAAAAUUCAAAGCAAUUUGAGCAGUUACGAGUUUAACAAAGAUAUAAGUGAUUUUUAAUAGUUGCAAACUUGUAAUUAAGGUAAUACUGAAAUAACCUGAACACACCACAUCUCCACUGCAGAUCCUGUUUGAGGUAGCCAGUAAUGAACACAAUGAAAAUGUUUUCUGUUGUAUUUUGGCGAACUUGUCCUAUCAUGUUUUAUGCAUCUUCUCACCCACUACAGAUGUUUAUAGACAAAAGGAACCUGAAAAAUUUAUAGAACUCUACUAUAUACCUCAUAUACCUGGAAAAAGUGACCCAAAAUUGUUUCUUAAUUGUCAAAUCUAUAUAUGCAACGUGAAUCUGCAUAUAUCUGAAAUUUUAAUAUGUAAUGCAUCAGUGUUAAAUAUACAGUAUUCAGUUGUGUUUAUAGUAUUUCUGCAGAUAUUUUGUCCUGUGAUUAAGUCCUUCAACUGUAAAUGGUUUGCAUGAUUCUGUGGUAUCUGCACUAUUGUUGUUUCAGUAAUAUUUCCCCUUUGAAAUAUGUGAAAAUUAUUUAAUUCGCAUGAUGGUCAAUAUGUUUUGUUGCCCAAAGCUUUGAGCAAAACAAUACCUCCUAUUGACCAGC